Marmota flaviventris (yellow-bellied marmot) is the source of this 2098-nucleotide messenger RNA. RefSeq names its product CWC27 spliceosome associated cyclophilin (gene Cwc27). Gene Ontology annotation, biological process: protein folding; protein peptidyl-prolyl isomerization. Lineage: Eukaryota; Metazoa; Chordata; Mammalia; Rodentia; Sciuridae. Gene Ontology annotation, cellular component: catalytic step 2 spliceosome. The record is from RefSeq and is a predicted model, not a curated record. Gene Ontology annotation, molecular function: peptidyl-prolyl cis-trans isomerase activity.
CUUCUCAUGGUUAGCGGUGCUCGGGUCCAAGAGCAACAUGGCGGCGUCCGUGAGGGGCUAGUUUUGAGGCAGGAUAGUAUUUGGUGUCGCUGUCUUGGGUGACAGUGACCGAGUGGAACUUUUCCUGACAACAUAACUUAAGGAAUUGUGUUCUGAUAGGCGUCUGGAUUUAGUGACUGGCUGGCCUCUGGCGUCCUCACUAAGGAGCGGAUUCCUGAGCACUGAGCAGGAUGAGCAACAUCUACAUCCAGGAGCCUCCCACGAACGGGAAGGUUUUAUUGAAAACUACAGCUGGAGAUAUUGACAUAGAGUUGUGGUCAAAAGAAGCACCUAAAGCGUGCAGAAAUUUCAUUCAGCUUUGUUUGGAAGCUUAUUAUGACAACACCAUUUUUCAUAGAGUUGUACCUGGUUUUAUAGUCCAAGGGGGAGAUCCUACCGGCACAGGGACUGGCGGAGAGUCUAUCUAUGGAGCCCCAUUCAAAGAUGAAUUUCACUCACGGUUGCGUUUUAAUCGGAGAGGACUGGUUGCCAUGGCAAAUGCUGGUCCUCAUGAUAAUGGCAGCCAGUUUUUCUUUACACUGGGUCGAGCAGAUGAACUUAAUAAUAAGCAUACCAUCUUUGGAAAGGUUACAGGGGACACGGUAUAUAACAUGCUGCGACUCACAGAAGUAGACAUUGAUGAUGACGAAAGACCACGUAAUCCACACAAAAUCAAAAGCUGUGAGGUUUUGUUUAAUCCUUUUGAUGACAUCAUUCCAAGGGAAAUUAAAAAGCCCAAAAAAGAGAAACCAGAAGAAGAAGUAAAGAAAUUGAAACCCAAAGGCACAAAAAAUUUUAGUUUACUUUCAUUUGGAGAAGAAGCUGAGGAAGAAGAGGAGGAAGUAAAUCGAGUUAGUCAGAGCAUGAAGGGGAAAAGCAAAAGCAGUCAUGACCUGCUUAAGAAUGACCCGCAUCUCAGUUCUGUUCCAGCUGUUGAAAGUGAAAAAGGUGAUGCAACAGGAGAUUUAGAUGAUGAUGGAGAUGAAAGUGCUGAGCAUGAUGAAUACAUUGAUGGUGAUGAAAAAAACCUGAUGAGAGAAAGAAUUGCAAAAAAGUUAAAAAAGGACACAAAUGCAAAUGUGAAAUCAACUGGAGAGGGAGAAGUGGAGAAGAAAUCAGUCAGCCGCAGUGAAGAGCUCAGAAAAGAAGCAAGACAAUUAAAGCGAGAACUCUUAGCAGCAAAACAAAAAAAAGUAGAAAAUGCAUCAAAAGCAGAGAAAAAAAAUGAAGAGGAAGAAGCUAUUCCAGAUGGUGCUGUUGCAGAAUAUAGAAGAGAAAAGCAAAAGUAUGAAGCUUUGAGGAAGCAACAGGCAAAAAAGGGAACUUCCCGGGAAGACCAGACCCUUGCGCUACUGAACCAGUUUAAAUCUAAACUCACUCAAGCAAUUGCUGAAACUCCUGAAAAUGACAUUUCCGAAACAGAAGUAGAAGAUGAUGAAGGAUGGAUGUCACAUGUACUUCAGUUUGAGGAUAAAAGCAGAAAAGUAAAAGAUGCAAGCAUGCAAGACUCAGACACAUUUGAAAUCUAUGAUCCUCGGAAUCCAGUGAAUAAAAGAAGAAGGGAAGAAAGCAAAAAGCUGAUGAGAGAGAAAAAAGAAAGAAGAUAAAAUGAGAGUAAUGAUAACCAGAACAUGCUGGAAAGGUACCUGCAAUAAAUGGCCUUGUAGUGGCCAUUGUUCCCAACAGCAUCAAUUAGGGGUGUGAAAGUAUUUUUGAACCUAUUGUCUGGUUUUAGAAAAGGAUUAUCUUGUUUGGUAAAUUGUGGAAUGAUGUAAGCAAAUGUUUUUGGUUACUGGUACAUGCUUUUUUCCUAAUUGACCUUUUAUAUUGUUAAAUCUGAAAUAAAAUCUGUUUCUUUCCAGUUUAUACCUUAAGCAUUUGCAAACUGUACAAACUUGUUUAAACCCUUUUUCCCUGAAAUAUGUGAAGGCUUUCUCUUCAAGAUUUUUUUUUUAUAAGAAUUUCUUGCAGAAAAAAUAUUUGAGGGAAACCUCCCUGGCCCUAACAUUGGAAUAUAACUUAAAAACUGUAAAAUAUAAUAAAAAUAAUAUAAAUAUCA